AUGGAGGCGCUGCCGGACGACAUCGUUGUGGAGAUCCUGGUGCGCGUGACGGGCGUUGCCGCCCUCUUCCGCUGCGCCGCGACGUGCAAUCGGUGGCGCCGCCUCAUCGCCGACGCCUCUUUCCUCUUCCGCCUCUGGCCAGAGGGCGUGCCCCACUCGUCCUUCCUCCUCGGCUUCCUCGUCACACAACUGUCCCGUGAAGAACGACCAGCCAGAAUCAUCUCUGCGCCCGCGCCGUCGUUCGCCCUGGCGCCAUGGUCGCCCCUCGGAGACCGCUACCGCUUCCUCGGGCAUUACAUCCACGGCCUCCCCAAGGAUGGUCGCUUGCACACGGUGCCGCUCACCGCGCGUCGCGGCCUUCUUCUCAAUCACAUCGUCGAACUCGUCUACCCCAACAAUAUGACGACCGAGGGAAGCUUCAGUCUGGCAUUGUGCGAUCCGCUCGCGGGCGUAGGUCGCGAGCUCCCCCCGCUGAAGUACAAUGGAAAAUUCACGAUGGUAGGGUAUACCAUCCUAACCGAUCUGGAUUGCUGCUCCGACAAACGGCGAUGGCCAAUCUACGAGGUCUCCUUCAAAGUGCUAAUCAUCAGUGUCGACGAAGGUCAGCCAGGGUACAAUCUCCAUGUGUUCAUGCCCGCUGAGUGGAGCUGGAGCACGCCUAGACAGUUCUUUGGCACUCUGGAGCACGGCGUGCAUGUGGCGCCCCAGCAGGCCAACGCCGUCGUGUGCCAAGGCGCGGCACACUGGCUUUUCAGGCGGACGUCAAGCUUUUACACGCUCAGUGUGUGCGCUAAGACUGCCCACAUGUCCUUAACAAGGCUCCCAAUCACGCCGAACCAAAUCGACCUCAACUUGUAUAGUGAACCAAUGCUUAGUGUCACCAAUGACGGGAUGCUAUCGUUACUUCGUUUGUAUAGGAAAUUCACCAUGCUGGAGAUCUGGACAUGUCAAGGUGACUAUAAAAGUGAGGAUGACAACGUGGACCGCUGGUACCGCACAAAGAUGAUCAAGCUAAAACGACCCACGCAGAUUAAGAUCGACCUUGUGCGAUGCGUGUGUAUCGGAGAGAUGAGUGGCAAACUGCUGGUCAAUGACAAUCAAGGUUGUGUGUACAUUGCAGACCUCCAAACUGGUGCAAUGGAGACGGUCACCGAGUGGUUUCGCAGCAGUGUCCAGAGUGCUAUACCCUUUGAGAUGGAUUGGCCUGCCUACUUCAUGUCUCAGUUGGCUGGUGGCAGGAUCAAGCGGACUAAAUUGGGAGGAGCUAUACAGAAAAUUGCGAAAUCUUUCUGGGGACUAGUAGUUGUGUCAGUAAUCUUUGGACCAAUUGCUAUGAGGUGGGCUUGGGCCUAG
Triticum urartu is the source of this 1353-nucleotide messenger RNA. RefSeq lists its product as uncharacterized. The record is from RefSeq and is a predicted model, not a curated record. Lineage: Eukaryota; Viridiplantae; Streptophyta; Magnoliopsida; Poales; Poaceae. Gene Ontology annotation, molecular function: protein binding.